AUGCAGUCUGAAAUAUCCGAAUCUAGUCUACACAUUGAGCAAAGCCCCGUCGACACCCACAGGGCCCCGUCGACACCCACAGAGCCCCGUCGACCCCCACAGAGCCCCGUCGACACCCACAGGGCCCCGUCGACACCCACAGGGCCCCGUCGACAGCCACAGAGCACCGUCGACACCUACAGGGCCCGACGACACCCACAGAGCCCCGUCGACAACCACAGAGCCCCGUCGACAACCACAGAGCCCCGUCGACACCCACAGAGCCCCGUCGACACCCACAGAGCCCCGUCGACACCCACAGAGCCCCGUCGACACCCACAGAGCCCCGUCGACACCCACAGAGCCCCGUCGACACCCACAGGGCCCCGUCGACACCCACAGAGCCCCGUCGACACCCACAGAGCACCGUCGACACCUACAGGGCCCCGACGACACCCACAGGGCCCCGACGACACCCACAGGGCCCCGUCGACACCCAAGAGUUCUCCCUGA
Procambarus clarkii (red swamp crayfish) is the source of this 492-nucleotide messenger RNA. Its product is annotated as swi5-dependent recombination DNA repair protein 1 homolog. The record is from RefSeq and is a predicted model, not a curated record. Lineage: Eukaryota; Metazoa; Arthropoda; Malacostraca; Decapoda; Cambaridae.